Messenger RNA from Wickerhamiella sorbophila, 840 nucleotides. RefSeq names its product Nucleoporin nup44. Bases 1 to 840 code for a protein of 279 amino acids. NCBI's taxonomy places the organism in Eukaryota, Fungi, Ascomycota, Dipodascomycetes, Dipodascales, Trichomonascaceae. Gene Ontology annotation, cellular component: nuclear pore; nuclear pore central transport channel. The record is from RefSeq and is a predicted model, not a curated record. Gene Ontology annotation, molecular function: structural constituent of nuclear pore. The transcript has a single exon. Gene Ontology annotation, biological process: NLS-bearing protein import into nucleus; nuclear pore organization; protein localization to nuclear inner membrane.
AUGUCAACAUUCUCUUGGUCGCGAGCAGGUGACGCUGCGCAGUCGACAGUGGCUGGCACUGGCUCGCAAUCGCAGAAGGCAUUAGAUUCGAAGCCGAUGGUUCCGAUUCUGGACCAGAUGGCGCGGGUCCGCGAGGCGUGGGACCCCACGAGUGCGAACUGUGCGUUCCAGCACUACUUUUACAACCGCGUGCCCAGCGAGCAAGCGCAGAUGUACGCAAUGCCGCCCGGCCAGGACCAGGCAAAGUGGGAGAAGGCGUUGGCCGAGCGGCCCGACGCUACGUGUGUGCCCGUGCUGGCGGUCGGGUUCGACGAUCUGCAGAUCCGACUCAAUCAACAGAACCAGCAGAUCAAUGCGUACAGAGUUCGGAUGCACGAGUUGAACGAGAAGCUGAAUGAGCUUUCCAACCGCCACGAUCUGCACACGUCUGUCAAACUACUGGAAAUGAAGGAGCGCCAGCUGACCCUGGCUCGAAAAACAUUGGCAUUGAUCGUGAAGCUCGAGGUACUUACAAACCGUGGCUGGACCCUGACUCCUGACGAGGAGCUGUAUAGGCAAAAGCUCAAGGAGCUGCUCAAACGUGCCGAGGACCCAGCGGUGUUUGGAUCGCUGAACGAGGUCGGGGCCCGCAUCAAGGCCAUGAACCAAACAAGCAAGCCGAGCGAGAAGCAGCCGCUGGACUGGGACAGAGACUCGGAGCAGCUCGAGUCGGUGGUCCGGGUCUUGGCCGCCCACCAAACCGGCAUCAAGUUUUUGGCCAAGCUGGUCUCCGAGGACAGUGCCCAGGUGGAUGCGGUUCUGAAGCGGAGCAGCGACGAGCCCAAGAAAGAAUUAAAUUAA